Molecule: messenger RNA, 3180 nt
Organism: Thunnus maccoyii (southern bluefin tuna)
Lineage: Eukaryota; Metazoa; Chordata; Actinopteri; Scombriformes; Scombridae
Gene: ndnf
Product: neuron-derived neurotrophic factor
Exons: 4
Coding region: 646-2442 (598 amino acids)
Biological process (GO): extracellular matrix organization
Molecular function (GO): protein binding
Source: RefSeq, a predicted model, not a curated record
UGUGGGAGAAAAUGCUGUUAAGUUCAGUCAUAGGGUUUAAAUCAUUGGUGUCACAUGUGAGGGGCACACUGAAGGCACACAUCAAAUGUGCUAAUGACAGUGGUGAUAAAACUCUUACUGUAUGAGUGAUAGCAGACAUUAUGUGUAAUGACAUCAGUGUGGGGGACAGAGCGGCCAGGGACGGGGCCCUCGCUGUGUCCGUGUGGUGUUUUGGGAUGUUGGAAUGAAAGACAGCUCUGAACAGCUCUGUACAUACCACCUCAGCGCUGUCUUGAGUAUUAAUAGACAUGUCUUUGUUCCAACUGACACGCUUCUGAAGUGGAAUGAGACAAGCCGAGGCGAUAAGGAUCUCCACUCUCUGUGUGAGUCAAACCUCAAAGUACCACUUAGGCGGCUUUCCUUUUGCUCUCUGAAGUCUGGCGGUACGACGGGAGGCUGGGGUCAGACAACGGCAGAGACGGAGACACUGACAGGAGCUGUCAAGGGCUUUUUCCCUGCCUGUGCCUUUUAAGGGCGAUAAUGCCAAAAUGAAGCCAUGUUUGUAGUGUAGUGAUGGUUCGUCCUGGCCCGGCCACUGUGGUUUUACUUAUCUGUCUCCGUUUAGGAUGGCAAUAACGGAGGAGAAGUGAAAAGAAGGAGGAAAGGAUGAACAAGUGUGAAAAGAGAAAGAGAUUACUUGUUGAUGAAAAAAAACGUGAUCAAGGGAAAAAGACAGACAACGGAGGAAUGAGGCAGUGUAAAGGUUGGAGCGUGGUGCUGCUGGUGCUGUUGGGACUAGGAGCUUUGGCCCAGAAGCUGCCCACAAGAGACGAAGGGCUCUUCCAGAUGCAGAUCAGAGACAAGUCGAUGUUCCAUGACUCCUCAGUCGUACCGGAUGGUGCUGAGAUUAGUGGCUACCUUUUCAGGGACACACCCAAAAGGUACUACUUUGUGGUGGAAGAAGACAACACACCCCUGUCUGUGACUGUGACACCUUGUGAUGCUCCUCUGGAGUGGAAACUCACUCUGCAGGAGCUGCCAGAAGAGGCCAGUGGAGAGGGAUCAGGAGAGCCUGAACCUCUGGACCAACAGAAACAGCAGGUGACAGUAGACGAGGGAACGGAGCUCUUCACCUACAAGGGCAACGAUGUGGAGUCCUAUGUGGCCACCAGCACGCCAUCUGGCCUCUACCAGCUGGAACUGCUGUCCACAGAGAAAGACAGCAACUUCAAGGUGUAUGCCACCACAACUCCAGAGUCUGACCAGCCAUACCCGGAGCUGCCCUAUGACCCUCGUGUGGAUGUGACGGCACUGGGCCGCACCACUGUUACCCUGGCCUGGAAGCCUACACCAACGGGCUCUCUCAUGGGCCAGCCUGUUCAGUAUUGUGUAGUGAUCAAUAAGGAGCACAAUUUCAAGAGCAUGUGUGCUGCUGAAGCUAAGAUCAGCACUGAUGAUGCCUUCAUGUUGGCUCCGAAGCCCGGCAGAGAUUUUAGCCCCUUUGACUUUGCGCACUUCGGCUUUGUUCCCUCUGACAGUGGUUUUGGGAAGGACCGAGGCCUAACAAGUAAUAAGAUCUCGCGGGCGUAUGCAGCCAAACCCAAAACAUCAGACAUUCAGAAAGUGUGUAUUGGCAAUAAAAACAUUUUCACUGUGUCAGACCUGAAACCAGACACACAGUACUACUUUGAUGUCUUUGCUGUGAAUUCUGCCACCAACACCAGCACAGCAUACGUGGGAACUUUUGCCCGCACUAAAGAGGAAGCUCGUCAGAAGACAGUGGAGCUGAAGGAUGGCAAAGUAUCAGAUGUUUUCAUCAAGAGAAAGGGCAGCAAGUUUCUGCGCUUCGCUCCUGUGUCUUCACACCAGAGGGUCACGUUGUUUGUCCACACAUGUCUGGACGCCGUGCAGGUGCAGGUGAGGCGUGAUGGCAAGUUGCUGCUCUCCCAGAACGUGGAGGGGGUGCGACAAUUCCAGCUGCGGGGAAAGCCAAAAGCCAAGUACCUGAUCCGUUUGCGUGGCAGCAGGAAAGGGGCCUCCACUUUGAAGAUGCUAGCCACCACACGACCCAGCAGCAAGCAGCCCUUCCCUUCACUUCCGGAGGAUACGCGCAUCAAGGCCUUCGACAAGCUGCGCACAUGCUCCUCCGCCACUGUGGCCUGGCUGGGCACGCAGGACCGCAACAAAUACUGCAUUUACCGCAAAGAGGUGGCUGACAAUUACGGCGAGGAGCAGCGACGCCGGGAACAAAACCAGUGUGCUGGGCCAGAGACCCGCAGGAAGUCAGAAAAGGUCCUGUGCAAGUACUUCCACAGCCCGAACCUGCAGAAAGCUGUGACUACAGAGACCAUCACAGGUCUGGAGCCAGGCAAGACCUACCUGCUGGACGUUUAUGUGGUGGGACACAGUGGUCACUCAGUGAAAUACCAGAGCAAACUGGUGAAAACAAGGAAAUACUGCUAAAUGACUCUGCAAAGAAUAAAUCUAUUAUAAAUAUAUAUAUUAAAUAAGUUUAUUUAACUCUAAGUGAUAUUCUACUAAGGAGUGUAUACAGACUGACUACUCACACAGCUGAUGGGCCUGUGGCAGUGACUGAACUGUUUGUAGAGAGAGAUAUCAACCUGUAUAUUUAUGUUUACAUUUCAUUGUGGCACGUCUGGGCAGCCCAUAGCGUGAGGUGCUUUGUUACCAGGCUUGUCGAUUUGACAUCAUGCUGCCACUGGAGAGGCAGAACUUCAGAGAUCAUCUUUCAUCUUGUAUGUUUAUUUGUUGCUGCAUGACAUUUGCUUUUGUCUGUCAUAUUUGUCUGUCCUUUCAGUUUCGAAUCACAUCGACCGGAGGAGAUACAGUAGCUACCCGCAUUGUGUAGAUGUCUCGCUGCAUAUUCACUACAUGUUUUAGAAGGAAUUUAAAUUAUUUUAUACUUUUUGUCUCUCUUUACGAUUGUCUGUUUUUAUUGAUGACAAUAAUAACUGUUACGAGGAAAUUCCAGUUUUAUGAGGAAGUUGUCGUAGUUCAGACAUUCCCUUAUGUAUCUCAGCCAGUGUUUGCUCUAGAGCCCAUCUUGUAAAUGUGUUCUGUGCUGGAGAUCUGUGUUAUUAUCACUGUAUCGCUGUGUGUGUGUGUGUCACAUGUACAGAGUUGUCCUGCCAAUAUUCAUGUACAUAAACACUAAAUAUAGAACAAGUAAUCCCUGUGUCA